Messenger RNA from Zootoca vivipara (common lizard), 1188 nucleotides. It is a transcript of the gene CHST4, whose product is annotated as carbohydrate sulfotransferase 4. The record is from RefSeq and is a predicted model, not a curated record. Gene Ontology annotation, cellular component: Golgi membrane. Gene Ontology annotation, biological process: sulfur compound metabolic process; carbohydrate metabolic process; N-acetylglucosamine metabolic process. Gene Ontology annotation, molecular function: N-acetylglucosamine 6-O-sulfotransferase activity. NCBI's taxonomy places the organism in Eukaryota, Metazoa, Chordata, Lepidosauria, Squamata, Lacertidae.
AUGCUGAAGCUGACCAGGUUAGUGGUUCUUGUGAUCUUGGCGAUACAGGUCAUUGCCCUCACCUUCUGGUCUCAGUUUCAUGGCAGGGAAUGUCCCCUGGCGCAGGAGCCAUCCCAGGUGCACAUUCUCAUCCUCUCCUCCUGGAGGUCAGGGUCUUCUUUCGUUGGGCAGAUCUUCAGCCAACACCCUGAUGCCUUCUACAUGAUGGAGCCAGCCUGGCACGUCUGGGCAACCAUGUACCAAAACAGCGCCAAGGUCCUGCACAUGGCGGUGCGGGACCUCAUCCGGUCGGUCUUCAAGUGCGACAUGUCAGUCUUCGAUGCCUACCUUCCACAGAAGAGAAAUGUGUCGGAUCUCUUCCAGUGGGAGACCAGCCGGGCCUUGUGUUCCCCACCAGUGUGCGACUCCUUCCAGCGCAGUGACUUCAUCUCCAAGCAUGCCUGCAAGAUACUCUGUAGGAAAUCCCCCUUCAGCAAAGUGGAAGAGGCCUGCAGGUCUUACAGCCACGUUGUUCUGAAGGUGGUCCGGAUCUUUGACCUCAAGGUGCUCUAUCCUCUCCUCAAUGACCCCUCCCUGAACCUCAAAAUCAUCCACCUGGUCCGUGACCCCAGAGCCGUUUUCCACUCUCGCAAGAACAUAGAAAGUAGCUUGGCCCGGGACACGGGGAUUCUGGUGAGACACAAGAGGAAUGCAAUGGAUACGAAGCCCUACACUGCCAUGCGGGAGAUUUGCAAAAGUCAUGUUGAGGUUUACACUGAAGGCAGGCAGGCCCUUCCCAGCACUCUCCAGGAUCGCUACCUCUUGGUGCGGUAUGAAGAUAUUGCCCGCAAUCCCUUGACCAAGGCUGCUCAGCUCUACAGUUUUGCAGGGCUGCCCUUCUCUCCCAACCUUCAGUCCUGGGUGCACAACAUCACCCAUGGGCAGGGCCUUGGCAAGCAGGCCUUUGAUGUUGACGCCAGGGACGCAGUGAAUGUGUCACAGGCUUGGAGGAAGGCCCUUCCUUAUCUCGAAAUAGCAAAGUUGCAAGAGGUCUGUAAGGAUGCCUUGAAGCUACUGGGCUAUCCGCUAGUUAGGUCUGAGGAAGAGCAUAAGAGUAUGGCUUUAGACCUCUUUUAUGCCCAAACACCUCUUGUCAAUCAGGAAAGCAAAAGGAGCCUGGAAACAUCACCUGCAAUUUCAGGCAUCUGA